Molecule: messenger RNA, 2112 nt
Organism: Lineus longissimus
Lineage: Eukaryota; Metazoa; Nemertea; Pilidiophora; Heteronemertea; Lineidae
Exons: 1
Coding region: 1-2112 (703 amino acids)
Molecular function (GO): zinc ion binding; nucleic acid binding
Source: RefSeq, a predicted model, not a curated record
AUGGCGACUGCAUACAUUGGUGGCGUUGGUCAUUUUGACCACACAAAGGAGACUUUUAGCUCCUAUACGGAGCGUUUGGACAUGUUCUUUUUAGCAAACAACAUUGUUGAUGUGGUUGGUGCGGAACCAGCAGAUCUCCUCCGUCAAGCGGGGGUGGUGGCGAGAAAAAAAGCGAUUUUCCUUAGCGAAAUUGGGGCGGAGGUUUACACCGUCCUGGCAAAUCUCACGUCCCCAGAUAAGCCCAGGGACAAAACCCUGGAUGAACUCUUCACAGUACUAAAGGCGCAUUUCAAUCCAGCCCCAUUGGAAAUUUCUGAAAGCUUUCACUUUGGCAAACGUGACCAAAGGUCGGGGGAGAAUGUGAGCGAUUACAUUCUGGCCCUCAAGAGACUGACCUUGCAUUGUAAUUUUGAGAACUAUCUGAACCGAGCAUUACGGGAUAGGUUUGUUUGUGGCCUUCUGGAUUCGAAAAUCCAAAAUAAGCUGCUGAACACUGCUGACUUGACUUUCGAACGUGCCUGCCGGAUAGCGUCGGCAAUGGAGAUGGCCUCCAAGCAGGCCAAAGAAAUGAGACCAUCUGGAAAUUCAAACGGAGUGGUUAACAAAGUAGGAAAGUCAGACUACUACAAGAAACAGACACCAUCAGGUGGUCGAAAAAACCGAGGUACUGUCUCAUGUUAUCGCUGUGGUGCCAAUCACUUGGCUCCAAAUUGUCCUCAUAAGGACGUGGUUUGCAGAAAGUGUGAGAAAACGGGACACUUUGCAAAUCGAUGCAAAUCUAACGUGACUGCAUCAGGAAAACCAACCGGAGACAGCCGCCACAAAUCCUACAAAUCAAAGAGUGGUGGUGUGAAGCUAGUAGCGGAAACCGAUGAGUUUGGAGCAUAUGACGAUGAACUUGGAAUUUACAACGUGUAUGCUGUGUCGUCUGAAAAGACUGGGUACUUUGUGACGCUAGACUGUAACAAUACCCCUUGCGAGCUGCAAGUGGACACAGCAGCAGACUUUUCCAUAAUGUGCAAAACAGACUUCGAUACUAAGUUUGCCGGUACCCAACUAGAGAGGUCGAACAUUCGUCUGAAAACAUAUACAGGUGACCACAUCAAAGUAUGUGGCACCUUUGAUUGUAAUGUAUUGUACAACAAGCAACAGGUCACCUUGCCGAUGGUAGUUGUGAAUCACGUAGAUCGCCCCGCACUUCUGGGUCGAAACUGGUUGGCAAAGUUGAAACUUGACUGGGGUCAAAUACUCAGUGUAAACACGGUUAAACGAACGGGGAAUGCCAAGGCAAGGCUAGACCUUUUGCUUCGUAAACAUAGUAGACUGUUUGAGGACAGUUAUAAUGGUAUGAAGGGUCAUGAAGCUCACAUUAGGGUAAAACCCGAUGCUGCACCUGUCUUCCAUAAGCCGCGAAACUGUCCAUACGCCAUUCGCGAUAGGGUUGAGUUGGAGCUGGAUAAACUGGAAAAAAAUGGCGUAAUGAAGAAGAUCGAUAGAUCUGAUUGGGCAAGCCCAAUCGUUGUAGUCCCAAAAGCGGACGGGUCCGUCCGAAUCUGUGGGGAUUACAAGGUUAGUGUCAAUGGCGCAGUGGAAGACGAGCAAACCACCCUUCCUACCACCCAAGAUUUGUACCAACAGUUGUCAGGCUCAAAGGUAUUUUCAAAGCUGGACCUUUCGCAUGCUUAUGCGCAGCUUAAUGUUGACCAACAGAGUAGGAAAUAUCUUACCAUAAACACACACAAGGGUUUGUAUGAAUAUCUGAAAUUGCCAUAUGGUAUUAAGUCGGCUCCUAAGAUUUUUCAGGCAAAGAUGGACCAGAUUCUACAGGGAAUACCCAAAACUGUGUGUAAACAAGAUGACAUCUUGAUGGGUGGCAAUGAUGACAAUGAGAACCUGGAUAUCUUAGAACAGGUGUUAGACCGACUAAGUGAAAACAACGUUCAUUUGAAAUUACCCAAGUGUGAAUUUCUUGAAACAAAAACUGUAUAUCUUGGUUUGGAAUACAGUGGUGAGGGUCUCAGACCUGUAGAGUCAUCAGUUGAAGCCGUCAAAAAGGCUCCUCUCCCUCAGAAUGUUUCGCAGCUGAGGUCGUUUCUAGGUAUGGUUCAAUAA